Messenger RNA from Drosophila biarmipes, 1310 nucleotides. Its product is annotated as putative glutathione-specific gamma-glutamylcyclotransferase 2. The transcript has a single exon. NCBI's taxonomy places the organism in Eukaryota, Metazoa, Arthropoda, Insecta, Diptera, Drosophilidae. Bases 85 to 1023 code for a protein of 312 amino acids. Gene Ontology annotation, molecular function: glutathione specific gamma-glutamylcyclotransferase activity; gamma-glutamylcyclotransferase activity. Gene Ontology annotation, biological process: glutathione catabolic process. Gene Ontology annotation, cellular component: cytoplasm. The record is from RefSeq and is a predicted model, not a curated record.
AUAACUCGCCACUUAUCGAUACCCUGCCCAGCUAAAUUAAUAAUCUUUUAAUUAUUUGGCGAACAGAGGAGCACCGCAGCUGGGAUGUUGGGCUUUCUGCAGGCACUGCAAGGCAGCGGAACCGCGACGGAGCAGCUGCCCGGCGACAUAUACACCGAGUUCUUCGCGGACAUCCUGCUGGCGGCCCGGGAAAAUGGCUGCAAGCCGGAGGCUCCAGAGAAAACGCAGGGAUUCAACAUGCUGCGCACCUUCGACACGGAGAACAGCAAUCAAUUGGAGCCGCCGGCGCCCACGGAUGAGGAUGUCUGGAUCUUCGGCUACGGCUCGCUGGUGUGGAAGGCGGACUUCCCGUACAUAGACCGUCGGCGCGGCUUUGUUGGGGGCUUCAAGCGCCGCUUUUACCAGCACAGCAUCGAUCACCGGGGCAUCCCAGAGCGUCCUGGUCGCGUGGUCACUCUGCUGCCGGGUGAACCCGACCAGGACCGGGUCUACGGCGUGGCCUAUCGCAUUGCCGCGAGUCAGAAGGGCGCUGUGCUGGACCACCUGGACUACAGGGAGAAGAAUGGCUACGAGCGGUGCAGCUUGGAGUUCCACGAGUACACGAGUGCCACCGCUGGCGAGCCCAUCCAGGUGAUCAUGUACGUGGCCACGCAGGCGAACGACUCGUAUGCCGGCGAUGUCUGGCAAGUGCCCUGCAUCGCGAAGCAAAUCUUCAGCUCCGCCGGUCCCAGCGGACCCAAUCGCGAGUACCUGUUCAACCUGGCCACCGCCAUGGAGCAGCUCUUUCCCGGCGCCCUGGACGAGCACCUGGAGGAGCUGGUGGCCUGCGUGCGCCGUUACAUUGCCGAGGAUGAGCCACAGCUAUUGCAACAAGCCCUGUUGCAUGAGAUAGCCGCAAUUCUGAAAGACGAACAGCUGGCUGGUCAAGCUCAGCGUCUGGAGGAGCUGCUGGAACGUUGCCAGCAGCCUGGCGGUCGCGAGUGGCUGCUCCACAAGGCCCUGCAACCCAAGCGCGAGGCGUGACCCCCACCUGUUCCACUAGCGAAUUACUAUUUAUGUUAAAUGCCAAUGAGCCUGGGCUGGGUGUUUCCGCAGAUGCACCAUUCCAAAUAGACCGAUUAUAAUGACGUGGUACGGAGAUUUCGACGAAUCAGGGAACCGCAAACAUAAUUACUAUUGUGAUUUAAACUCAAUGACGUUAAAUAAAAUAUUUAUUACAAAUACUAGCGACAAUGACAAACAGAAAUGCUUUGCAAUUGAUAAAACCACAAUUGUGAUUUUAAAUUAAUAAACUGAUAUUAAAUACAAAA